GAAGAAAACUUUAAGCUUCAUCCAUCAGAAGAAAACGGAGACGGAGAGUGCGUUUCAGGAGAGGCGAGCCACACCCGUCAUAACUCCACACACUACCUCACACUAAGCAUCCCUGGCCAUGCGGUGCUGCAGGGCGCGGCGGCUGUGGUCCAGGGAGGGCGUGAAGGAGGCGUGGCUGGGGCCUUUGGAACCGCCGGCCCAGACCCCCACCAAGGAACACGUCAGGAGGAAACAGUCUCUUAUGCUACCGCGGAUAAUUUCCUGUACCUACCGCGUGUUUGGGAUGCACCCUUGUACCUUUGACCGCACCACGCACCAGUAUACCAUGCGCUGGUGCUCCCCGUCUGCCUGGUACUCUCUGGUGCUGCUGGCGUGGCUGUCCCUCCUGCUGGUGAUGUCUCUGGUCGGCAUGGUGCGUCUGUUCUCGUCAGACUUCCACUCAGGUUCAAGGGCGGACGAGAUGCAGCUCAUGGCCAUGCUGAUCAUCGUGGGUUGCCUCCUGAACGCCUGGAUGAACAUGUUGUGUCGCUUGCUGCACUGGCGUUCAUUCUGCGACUUCAUCAACAGGUGGAUGCACAUCGCCUCCACCACAGACCUCCACCCCUUCAGGCGCAGCGACAUCAUGCUCUUUGUGUACGUCGCCUCCCUCAUCGCCUUCCUCGGGUCCAUCACGGCGAUGUCCAUGUCCACCUCCUCGGACUUGUUUCUCGGUGCCGUGGACGUCCUGGCGCGUGUCCUGCUGCUGACGGAGGACAAGGCACCCGACAACACCUCCUGGAAGACUCAGGUUUUCCACGUGGUGCUGGCUGUGGUGGUGGUGCAAAUCUACCUGGUGUACAAACUGUCGCUCUUCUUCUUCGUGGCAGCGUGUCACUUCCUAUACAACUCCCUAGACGCGUGGAGGGGCCAGCUCUCAGGGUGCCUGGAGGCCAUAUGGGAAGACAGCACAGACACUGGUGGUGGUGGUGGAGGAGGCUUCGAGGCUGACCUGGCACAAUUGGUGAACCUCCACUACGAGCUGGUUCAGAUGGUUCGACACACAGAGCGUCUCUUCUCCCCCACCCUGCAGUGUUUCUACGGGACACAGGUGGUAACACUGUGCCUGGAGCUGUAUCUGGUGGCAUAUCGUGUGGGCAUCGGAGCGCCUUUCCAUCACCUGGAGGCGGCAUGGCAGCUCCUCGUCAUUGUGCAGACCUGCCUCGUCUUCCUCUUCGUCUCCCUCAAGGCCAGCAGGGUGGCAGAAGCGGCUGAGAAUUGUACAGACAUCCUUCGGCGGAGUCUCCCUUACAGCGCCUCCGUCAGGGAAAAGUAUCACUUUAGCGAGCUGGUUGUGGCCUUGACGUCAGACCGCAUUUGCAUCACUGGCGGCCGCUUCUUCUACAUCAACCGGCCCUUCAUCAUCACGGUGGUGGGCGCUGUUGUGUCCUACUUCGUCAUCGUUCUGCAGCUCAAGUUGCCUACGGUGUCUGCUCAGGUGGCGUCAGGCUAGGCGCGCUGCUCUCUGCUGCGUCAGGACGGCGGAGACUGCAGUAAGAAAGGAA
Messenger RNA from Portunus trituberculatus (swimming crab), 1541 nucleotides. RefSeq lists its product as uncharacterized. The record is from RefSeq and is a predicted model, not a curated record. The transcript is spliced from 7 exons. NCBI's taxonomy places the organism in Eukaryota, Metazoa, Arthropoda, Malacostraca, Decapoda, Portunidae. Gene Ontology annotation, biological process: sensory perception of taste. Gene Ontology annotation, cellular component: neuronal cell body; dendrite; axon. Bases 119 to 1489 code for a protein of 456 amino acids.